AAACGGCAUUAUUAUAAAAAAUGCCGUUUUUAGUUUAGUUAUGGGCGGCAAUAAUACCAUGAACGCGCGUGAUUUUUUCUCACCUACUAAAACGAUGUCGUCUUGUGUAUACUGGAAUACUUUCCCCUUUUUCCCUCCUGCUAGUUCCCUCGUUGUCUUUACUUCUUAACUCUCCGCAAACAAAAAUCCCCAAAUCAAAACCCCAAAACGGAAGCCCAAAACGAAAAGCCAUCAAUGGUGCCUGGUGGUCGAUCAAAGCCCUAGCCCAUCUUACUGGUCGUUGAUAUCUCACCGUAUUCGCAGGUAGACACGAUUUCUUCUUCAUCGAUCUCUCCUAUUUCCUUGUCACAAGAUUUGGAGGACAUUCAUGCGUUCUAGGGUUUCAGAUUUGCACGUGAGUGCUCGUAGCUCUAAAAUCGAUGUACAGUGUUCUAUUUCUGCCAUUAGACUGCGGAUGCGGAUUUCCUGUUCGUGGAGCUUCUCUCUGCAUGUUCCAGUGGGUUUAUCAUCUUCGGGAUGGAACAAGGCAGUACAUAGAGGGAGCAACAAAUCCAGAAUAUGUUGUUGCCGCCGAUGAUAUGGAUAAACUUAUAGCCAUUGAGUGUAUACCAAUGGAUGACCGAGGCCUUCAGGUUGCAGCAUCACCAAAUGGAGAUGGAAAUGGAGAUGCAGGGGAGAUCACACAUUGUCACUGCCGGAGCAGAAUGGGGAGGUUGAUAACAUAGGCGAGCAUGCACAAUAUGAAUGACAGGAAAUCUUCUUCAUUAAUAUGCCAACCGUUUUGGGUCUUUUUGUAUGGGAGAUUCGCAACUAUAAGUUUGAUCUUUUGUUUUUGGAGAUACGGAAUUGGAACUUGUAUUUUGUUGUUUUGGUUUUGAUCUCCACAUUGGCAUUCUAUGCUCUGCACUCUUAUUUUGUGAUAAAGUUAUGUGAUGACUCGGUAGACACGAGCCUCUUGUUUAUAGAAUAUCCGAUUUUAUUUUAUGUAACUUGCAUUUUGAUAGUUGAACUUCAAAUAUUGGCCACUACAAUUCGGUAUACGAAAAAUAGUGGAUUGUGUCAAA
This is a messenger RNA of Rhododendron vialii, 1064 nucleotides long. RefSeq lists its product as uncharacterized. Gene Ontology annotation, cellular component: plasma membrane. The record is from RefSeq and is a predicted model, not a curated record. Bases 420 to 725 code for a protein of 101 amino acids. NCBI's taxonomy places the organism in Eukaryota, Viridiplantae, Streptophyta, Magnoliopsida, Ericales, Ericaceae. The transcript is spliced from 7 exons.